AUGCCCGACGCCGUAUCGAUCAAAAGUAGACCCCAUUUAGAUACAGUGAAGCGUCAGCUCCUCCAAGAUCCUGACUGGGCUACUGUCUGUGCAGCUCGUCCAUUAGAGAUAGCAUUCACCCCGGCUGAAGAGAUCGAGCAAUUCGGGAAGCGACGCAAAUUGAAUGACCGCGACAGAAAACGCCUGUCAGCUGCGCAUGGUCACUAUUCACUCUCAAGUCUUGCCACGUUAUGCCGGAAUGGCAGAGACGCUUCUCCGAGAAAAGUCGACUCGGACCAAAUCAAAAUCCGGAUCGACGGGCGUCCCGCCGGCCUCCACUCAGGCAGCCAAGGAAAGAGCACAAGUGUUCCUUCAUCGCAGUCAAUGCUUCUGGAUCACGAGACCUCUCAGAUUUCUCAUUCAUCCGCUCGGGAGGAGGAGAGUUUCCGCCCCGAAUAUGCGCGGGUGGCCAGAUCCAGCCGCCUCACUUUGCAGCCCAGCUACAACCAACCUAUGCUCGAGAAAUCUUUGGCAGGCAGGUAUCGCACAUCGGCGUUCGAUGUUACCGAGCCGCUCGACAACAUCAUCUCUGGGACCGCUCUAGAUUACCGCACUCUUUCUUGCAGCCCAGCAACAACUCUGGUGGCAUCACCUGCGCCAUCAUUAUCUCAUGUUUUGCCGGAUCGUGAAGACUUCAGCUGGCUGCCAAAUUCACAACAUUUCAAUGAUUCGAGCAGCCCCAAAUCGGGUCGUCUUCAUGCUACGAGCCUCCGGGGGUUUAAUGUUAACCGGUCUUCAUAUCCCAACUCCCCAGCACACCUAUUUCGAGAUUUCUCAACAACUGACAGUCUCCCGGAUCCUGUAAGGUUAUAUGGACAGCUUAUCAAUAUUCGUAAUCACGACAUUGUCGAGACUCUAUGA
Penicillium atrosanguineum is the source of this 900-nucleotide messenger RNA. RefSeq lists its product as uncharacterized. The record is from RefSeq and is a predicted model, not a curated record. Lineage: Eukaryota; Fungi; Ascomycota; Eurotiomycetes; Eurotiales; Aspergillaceae. Bases 1 to 900 code for a protein of 299 amino acids. The transcript has a single exon.